GUUUUAUAAAUAGUCCUCAGGUGUAGUCAGCUCAGCCUAUAACCAGCCCCUUUAUUUUUAAUUCUCUGCGCGUUGAGAAUUGUACGGUUCCACGCAGGCGGGUUUUUGAGGACAGCGCCCUUUACAGUCGAGGCUUGCGUAGGAGCAUGUCAUAUAUAGGUUUAAUUUAAAUAGUUCGUGAUUCCAGCAGAAGACAAACUUUAUUCUCCCCAGAUAAAGUCCUUUGUUGAAAUCAGCGGGAGAACCUUGGACUUCUGCUCUCAGAAGGAAUUGCCUCCUGCACCCCAGCUUUUUUUCUGCGGGUGUUGAAACUUCUCAGUGCUUCACGUAGACUGAACAAAGUAAAUCUCUCGACGUUGCUCUGUCGUCUCCAGAUUUGCUUUCUGCUUCUACAUGUGUGUGGAGAAAAAUGGUUCCCAAGCUUUUCCCCCACCUCAGGGAGCGCCGUCUUGGGAAUCAGCUGGGAACCAGGACACGCAGCGCACUCAGCUCAGUAAAAUUCACUCCUUGGUCCCUUCCGAGCUGUUUUUUUUCCUGCUCUGCCCUUUGUUUUGUGUUUAUUUUCCCAAGAGAAGGCGAUGAUGAUUUAUUCCGCUGACUUUUUUCCCCCCUGGGGAUGUUCACAGACAUGCUGCGCUGCUGCAGAACUGACGAAUACAACCUCUGCUCGUUGGUACCAAGUUAUUAAUACCCGGGUUUCUCAUCUAGUGGGUUUUUUAGAUAAUAUUUAGUUUCAAAAUUAGAUGCUGAACUCUUAAUUACCACGUUCUUAAGUUGUACUGAAAGCUUGAGGUCUUUGCUUUGAAAGCUUGAGGUCUUUGUGUAACCCAGACUUCUUUGUUCCUUGAAAAAAUAUGAUAAUCGUGGUAAUACCUGCAUGAACAUUACAUGCCCUACGUCUCAGCAAGCUGGAUGCCAACGUAUAUGCACAUAACAAAAGCGGGGAGCUUUAUCCUAUAGAAUCUGGAGGUACAAAGAGGUGGGACUCUCUUUGGCUGAAAAACGCUGCGUUUCGGGCCAAGCAGCCUCUGUUUUCCUCGAGGGUUUUGUGCUGGGGCCAGGCUAUUUUUGCUUCCUGAAUUAAGGUACCCAAGGUUUUGUCAAAGACGACUUAAAAAUCGAAGGAGAGGAGCUCGCUUUUGAUCCAAUGUCUGCGUGCGGUCGAAAGCGUGAGGGCUGUUGCUAUUUUUGGCGUUGCUGGGUGAGAAUCCGAGCGACCUGCCCGGAGAAAAGCUUCCCUGCGCUGACUUGGCUUUCUCUUCUCGCUUUUCUCCGGCGAUGAGCGUGUCCGGAGGCAGGCGUCGAGCUGGGAUGAUGCCUGUGACAUCCGGGGGCUCGGUGUCACUUGACGUCACUCGAAACGAUCACGUGCGCUCAGAAGUUUGUUUGCAAGAGGUUAUGGCACCUGGAAUACUGGGGCCACCAACACUCAAGGUACAUACGCGACGAAUGCAACGAGUUGGCAAGGCUAUGAAGGCUACGACUAUUACAACACCCAAACCACUGCCGCUAAUACAGCGGCCACGUACAACUACGCCGCAGCCGCUGCCACCUCCAGCAGCUGGGAAACACCCAAAACUUCAGAUAUGAGCAUGAACGCCGACGUCAACGCCGCCAUGCCCGUCGCCUCGUACGGUGCUGAGACUUCAGCGAACGAGAAUUCGGAUUCCAUCAUAGCCAAAAUCAACCAGCGUUUGGAUAUGCUGUCGAAGGAGGGCAGCGGCGGAACAGGGGAAGGGAUGGAAGACCAGGAGAGCUCUUUCAGAUUUGAGUCUUUUGAAUCGUACGACUCGAGGUCUUCAAUGAACGACCGUGACAUGUACCGAUCCGGCUACGAUUAUGGAGAAGUCGGAACCGAUCGGAAUGAUUCCUUCGGGAGCCAGUUCGACAACCGUAGGGAUCAAUCUCGCAACCGAGGAAACAACUACGGCCUCAUCCGAGGACGGGGUCAAAACCGCGUUCAAAAUCGAGGGCGUCUAAAUGCUUUCAACCGCACCGACCACUUCAUGCCCUCCUCCAGCUCCGAGCGCCUCUCGGCUCGUUGGAAUGAGUUGAACUACAUGGGUGGGCGUGGGAUGGGGGGUGCCGGAUCCAACAGGCUCCCUUCCCUCUUUUCCCAAGCCCUCGUUCCUGAUUACGGCGACUACGGAGACUAUGGAGAUUACGGCGACUACGGCGACUAUGGGGAUUACGGUGAUUAUGGCGACUACGGAGAUUACGGUGACUACGGAGACUAUGACUAUGGCAUGAUGGGGAUGUCGGGCAUGGGAAUGGGACGGUAUGGGAAUAUGCCGUACGGAAUGGGGAGGCAACGAAACAGAGACAGGAUGGGUACAGUGCCCUGGCACAUGAAUGCGCUCAUGCCCAAGAGAAGAGGUUUCCGAAACCGUUCAGGAGGGCGAUCGGAUGGCGAGGGAGGAGGACGCAAACGAAAACAGUCACAAAGCGGAGAUGAGCCGGACAGCAAACAGGCAAAGACCGACAGCGAAGGAGACGACACCGAGAACGCAGAUGAGGCCGAAGGAGAGGAAAAAUCAGGAGAUGAAGCUGACAAAGCAUCUGGAGAUGGCUGUGAAGAUGAUGACGAGGAAGUGAAAAAGAAGAGGGAGAAGCAGCGGAGAAGAGAUCGGAUGCGUGAUCGUGCUAUGGACAGAAUCCAGUUUGCCUGUUCCGUCUGCAAGUUCCGCAGUUUUGAGGAAGAGGAGAUCCAGAAACACCUCCAGAGCAAGUUUCACAAAGAGACCUUGCGAUACAUCGGUACCAAACUCCCGGAUAAAACGGUCGAGUUUCUGCAGGAGUACAUCGUUAACAGGAAUAAGAAAAUCGAGAAGCGGCGCCAGGAGCUGACCGAGAAAGAGGGCACAAAACAGAAGCCGGAUCCUUUUAAGGGUAUUGGCCAGGAACACUUCUUCAAGAAGAUCGAGGCGGCUCACUGCAUGGCAUGCGACAUGUUAAUUCCUGCCCAGAACCACCUUCUCCAGAGGCACCUGCGAUCUGCCGAUCACAACAGAAACCGCAGGAUGGCUGCAGAGCAAUUCAAAAAGACCAGCUUACACGUCGCCAAGAGCGUCCUGAAUAACAAACACAUCGUAAAGAUGCUGGAAAAAUACCUCAAGGGAGAAGAUCCCUUUACGGAUGAAAUCGGGGAUCAGGACGUGGAUGAAGCUUUGGAAGGCGGAGACGGCGCCGGGGAAGGAGCGACCGAAACCGCCGCAGUCGAGGUUGCCCAGGAAGGAGGAGGAGGAGGAGGAAUCGGGGAAGUUACGGAAGCGGCAGAACCUUCCGAAGAGUUUUCCAAACCUGAGGAAUUCCUUAAAAAUCUAGGGGAGCAAGAUCAGCCCCCCAAACCACUGCUGAUGCCCCCGUUCCUGCAAGACGACGAGCUGGAAGCGGAGGAGAUGACAUCAGAGGUGACGUCAGAGGUGACGUCGGAAGCGACGGCCGCGGCGACUUCGGAAGCGGCGCCGCCGCCUUCGGAAGCAGCGGAAGAGGUGCCCGCGGUUCCCGAAAAUCCCCAAGAAUCGGUGGUUUCCCCCCAAAAUGAAACUGAGGGUUGGGCAGGCAAAGAGGAGGAAGAGGAGGAAAACGGGAGCGAGGCGGCGGCUGCGGCCGGCUGCAGCGAGGAAGAGGAGGAGGAGGAGGAGGAGGAAGAGGCUCCACCAGCGGCUUCGGAGCCGCAACCGGAAUAACUGUGAAUAUUUGCGUGAAGGUGAUGGUAUAAUCCGUGAUUUUUUUUUUUUUUGUUUGAUUUCUUGUUCUUUUUCAGCGCAGCGCCCGAAGUUGUCCAAUUUUGAUUUUAAUUAAGGGGAGGGAACCCGGCUGCGUCGUUAAGGAGCAGCUGCAGCGCUUCAUUCAUCUCGUUAAGAUUAAUUUCGCUUCGUUUCUGCAAAUUCCUUUUUUGUUUUAGGACGAAGAGCGCAGGAAGCCGUACCUUCCCUGAGAAACCCUCCGGCUGCGGCUCCGCUUGGGGUUUUUUUUGUUUUGUUUGGGGUUUUUUGUUUUUUGUUUUUUUUUGGCGGGGGGUGGGGGGUGGAAUUUUAGAAAGAAAAAGGUGAAAAAAAGGAAAAAAAAAAAACAAA
Molecule: messenger RNA, 4079 nt
Organism: Harpia harpyja (harpy eagle)
Lineage: Eukaryota; Metazoa; Chordata; Aves; Accipitriformes; Accipitridae
Gene: AKAP8
Product: A-kinase anchoring protein 8
Exons: 13
Coding region: 1587-3689 (700 amino acids)
Cellular component (GO): nucleus; nuclear matrix
Molecular function (GO): DNA binding; protein kinase A regulatory subunit binding
Source: RefSeq, a predicted model, not a curated record